Molecule: messenger RNA, 2250 nt
Organism: Colletotrichum chrysophilum
Lineage: Eukaryota; Fungi; Ascomycota; Sordariomycetes; Glomerellales; Glomerellaceae
Exons: 5
Coding region: 1-2250 (749 amino acids)
Source: RefSeq, a predicted model, not a curated record
AUGGUGCUGACGAGGGCAAAUCGCGGCGCCAGCGACCAGCCGGCCGAGUCUGGCCGGUCUGCACGCCUGGCGCGUCGCCGCGGGGGCUCCAACGAUAACAUGGAACGCGAAUUGCCGGCCAGGCCCAGGGCCAAGGGCAAACAAGUCGCGGUGCCGUCGAGCGAUCCGGGCGACGACGAAGAAGACGAAGAGGAGGAUGAAGGGGCAGGGUCAGAGGAGGAGGAAAUCGCCAAGGGCGAAUCGAUUGCACGGUUCAAUGCGCCGAGAGGAAACCUCGUCAAGUCCAUCAGCCCGCCGCCUCAGAGCGAAAGUGACAUUGCUUCAAUCAUUGGUUCUCAGAGCGUGUCUGGUGUCCAGAGAUUCGCCAACCCUUACGGCGCAACAGCACAGUACACACGUCACUCAAGAAGCCCGGUAAGGGAGGAUGACGAGGAAGACGCGCCAGACGAAGGUCGCGGGACCCAAGGGAGCAACCACAACAUCAGCCGCGACGAGACGGCGGAACUUCGAGAAAAUGCCCUCGACCCCCUUUGGAGCACCACGAACGACCUCGCCAAGUACCUCCUCGAGCCAAAGCCGGACAAGAAGACCUGGAACCAGCUGCUUAAGAUCCAGCGCCAGAACUGGGCCAGCAUGCAGACCCUCUUCACCAACUGGGACAACGAGUUCCUCAUCGACCUACCCGACGUCCUGUCCGCAUUGCCCGAGAAGCUCCAGUCGCGCGGACGGGUCAUCCUUGCCGCGACGAACGCGACUUCCCUCCAGAAUGAGCUCAUCAAGACCGUCCAGGGCACCGGCGACCUGCUCGACAUCUGCGCCCGCGUCUUCGAACGGCUUGAUCAGGACUUUCCCGCCCCCUUCCUCAUCUCCAUCCCCGACGAUCCGUAUGAGCUCAUCACCAACGAAGUGAUCGAGCUGACUCUCGACAUCCGUGUCCAGAAGUUCAUCGCCCAGCUGAGAGACCUCACCGAUCACCCCGUCAGCCCCGCCAACAUUGCAUCUGACCUCUUCUGCGCGGUCGACGAAGGCGUGGACGGCGAGGAAGCGCUCCGUCACGGGCCAUACCAACCCGUCUGCGGCGGCGUCGAGUCCCCCCUGGUAUCACAGCGCGCUAGAAGCAUCGCGCAGCUGAUCGAGGAGAAGACGGUUGUGGAGGCAAUCCACAUGCUGGAGGACGCGUUCCCUUUCAUGACCGAGGACGGGACCGGCCUCUCCGUCGACCUGAUGCAAUGGACCGCCGACAUCAUCGGACAGGCACAGGAUUUCCUGCGGGAGCCGGCGAUCGGGUCAACUAUCAGAUCCUCUUCUCCUUCCGAAUCCCUCGCCUCAUCCUCCCAGCAGGAAUUUGUCCGCAAGGACGUCCCCGACGAUCUAUCCGCAGAUGGAGACGACAUCCUCGCCAUAGCCCGGGGCAAGCCGCCCCCCUCUUCCGCCGCCGCCGCCGGACCAAGCACCUCGGCCACGCGGUCCAGCGGCUUCACCCCCGUGAACGGCACCAAACGCCCGUCCGCAACCCAAGACCCCGAAGACCCCUUCGAGAACGACACCCGCUCUCCAGACCCCUCCCGCAGAGCCCAGCUCGACCUCGACAGACAAAACAUGCCCCCGCCAGCCUCCCGUCCCCAGAAACGCCAGCGCCUCCCUUCCCACCCGCAACCGCAGCCCUCAUCCUCCGCCUCCUCCUCCCGUCCAACUCCCUCCCCCAGCACCAACCCAGCAGCCGCCCCUCCCUCCCCGAACGGAAGCACCAGCAGCGGCGCCCCUCCCCCGUCCUCUGCGGCCUCCACCUCCCUCCUCAGCGGUGAGAUGUCCUUCUCCCAGAUCCGCGAAUCGAACCGCCUGCCGCCCUCCCGCGCCGCCGGCGCCCCGCAGCGCCAGCCCUGGUCCGACACCGACACCCGCCGCCUCAUCCGCCUCAUCGAGGUGCACGAGUGCAAAUGGGCCGUCAUCGCCAGGCGCCAGGACCCCGACUACCGCCGCGGCAGGCAGCCCGACCCCGGCCCCGAGGACACGGAGGACUGCGUCUUCGAGAUCCGGCGCGACCAGCAGGCCAUCCGCGACAAGGCGAGGAACCUCAAGGUCGACCUGCUAAAGGCCGACUUCGCAUUAUACCCGGGCUUCAACAGCAUCGCCCUCGGCAAAAAGGAGCGGGCCGCGCUCAUUGCGCGCGGCAAGAACCCUGACCGGCGGGAGGAGGACACCACGCCUGACGGUGUGGUUCACAACACGACAUUUAUUCCUGACGAGUAG